Messenger RNA from Ictalurus furcatus (blue catfish), 3272 nucleotides. RefSeq names its product storkhead box 2b (gene stox2b). Gene Ontology annotation, cellular component: cytoplasm; nucleus. The transcript is spliced from 4 exons. Gene Ontology annotation, molecular function: DNA-binding transcription activator activity, RNA polymerase II-specific; RNA polymerase II transcription regulatory region sequence-specific DNA binding. Lineage: Eukaryota; Metazoa; Chordata; Actinopteri; Siluriformes; Ictaluridae. The record is from RefSeq and is a predicted model, not a curated record. The coding region runs from base 342 to 3272 and encodes 976 amino acids. Gene Ontology annotation, biological process: positive regulation of transcription by RNA polymerase II.
GAUGAGAUCAAACGCCAUCGACGGAACCCUAACGUUAUCUGCAAUAACGACAGCACGUCACGACGAUUUAUUUCGCCUGUUUCCCCCGGUGAUUCGGUGCAAGCAGCUGAAAUCGCCUUAGAAACGUCUAACCGUUACGGAAACAUGUCUCAGCGCCUGCAGAGCAAAUAUGAUGAACUAAGCGUUAUUUCUCCCGCUCUUUGUUCGGUAACGGCGUGAAAAUAAUCACAAUAAUAAUAAUCAUUUACAAAAAAAAUUAACAAAUAACAACAACAAAAACAAAACAGUCGCCUUAAAAUCCGAGCCAUGUGUGUGUUGUGAUCAGCGCACAGCCCCGGAGAAUGGAGCCGUUCCUGCAGCUCGCGCCGCACUCGCUGGCCAUCGUGCUGUCGCGGCGCGCGCCCGCGGACUCACGCGGUGUGACGGAGAGCGCCGAGCCGCCGCGACACCACACCGGAUACGAGGUGUUCGCCGAGUUCAAGGCGCUCAACACCGAGCACUUCUGGAACAAGAUGGUAGCCGACGCCAUCGCCGAGACGUUUUUCCUCGGCUGGCUGGACGAGCACGUGCUGCUCAUCCAGGGCAAAGAGGAGCACCUGGAGGCGCUGCGCGAGGCCUGGACCCGGAGAUCGCUCAAAGCGCCGCGCGGCUUCGACAUCAAAUACCUCGGUGAUGUGUCUCCGAUCAGCAUGUCUCCUAUUAGUCAGUCCCAGUUCAUCCCGCUGGGGGACAUCCUAUGCCUGGCCAUCUCAGCCAUGAACUCCGCACGCAAGACCGUCACACAGGAGACCCUCAUCGAGCAUCUCUCUACAUGCUUCCCAGGAGUCCCAACUCCAAGCCUUGAGGUCCUGCGACAUACCCUCAACAUGCUGGUCCGGGAGCGCAAGAUUUAUCCAACUCCAGAGGGCUAUUUCAUUGUUACCCCACAGACAUACUUCAUCACACCCUCCCUCAUUCACACCAAUAGCAAGUGGUAUCAUCUGGAUGAGAGGAUACCAGGGGGUAUGCAGCCAUGCUCCUCCCCUCCCACUGGCACCAUGACGCCCUCUGCCUCAGGCUGUGUCAGGGAACGAUCACACCAUAAAAACCACGCUGACCCCUACAGUGAUAGCUACCGUGACGAUAUGCCCAAUACGCACAACUCCACACUGCAGAGAAGGUCCAAGGAGCAUAAGGAACCCCCACACCCAGUGUCUCCUCCUCCUCCUCAGCAGUCCUCAGAGAAGAACAAAAGUGCACUCAGCUUUGCUUUCAAGACAGAAGGUAGCAACAGCAAGCAGAGGGAUGGGAGUAGCAGCGGUGGUGGCAGCGAGAAGCAAUCAAAGAAGUUUGGUCUGAAGCUCUUCCGGCUGAGUUUCAAGAAGGACAAGUCGAAGCAUCUCGCUACAUUCUCUGCCCAGUUUCCUCCUGAGGAGUGGCCUCUGAGGGAUGAGGAGACACCUAGCACUGUUCCACGAGAUGUGGAGAUGGAGAUCAUCCGACGGAUCAACCCAGACCUGACAGUUGAGAAUCUGGCCCGGCAUACAGCCGUGAUGAAGCGGCUAGAGGAGGAGAAGGCUCAGAGAAGCAAAGCUAACUCGUCGGCUCAACAGAGCACUCGCAGCAAACGCAGCCGUAGUCACCGCAAGGCCCAACAGGGCAAAUCCUCGCGAUCCCACAGCAAAACACGUGCCUCUAGAGGGGAACGGUCUGAAGGCUCCAACCUGGAUAUAUCAUAUGACAGGGACUACAGGUUCUACAGCUCCUCUCUGGUGCGUUCUCCAAGAGAGACGAUGAUGUCCAUGGAGAGGAACAGGGGAAAAUACAUGGUGCAUAGCAAUCCAAACAUUGUGGAGUCACACUUUACUACAGCACCAGAGUGGGACGUGUCAGGAGAGCUAGCUAAGAGAAGGACAGAGAUGCCCUUUCCAGAACCAUCCAGAGCGCAGUCACAUUCCAAAGUCCAUCGCAGCCACAGCCACACCCAGGAAAGGAAAUCGCGGAAUGAAAGGUCAGAUAAGGCUAAAGAGAGGUCACGCUCCAUGGACAAUUCCAAGGGUCCUCUAGGAGGACCCUUCUUAGGCACUGUUGAUGACUAUGAGUGCAGUCCAGAUGACCGGAAUCGGUAUUACACUGAUGAUGGGACUUUGAGGGCAUCUGCCCAGAAGGGCCACUACACUCGUGCUAUGCACUCUGCUGCUAGGUUGAACUCUGACAUUUGUGUGCCUGAUGUUGGGAGGGGGGCCCCUGAGGAUGCCAUGCACUGUAGAACGCUGGAAAAGAGUAAAAGCAAAGACUGUUUAACGGCCUUUACUGAGCUCAAGGCCUGCUCCCUAAAAACACCUGUGGAUGACUAUUUCCAGCAUACAGCAGUAAAUGAGGCAUCCUACUCUGCUCCUUCUUCUAUGGUAAAAUCCAACCAUGAUUUUACAGAUGGUGUUUGGAAAGGGAUUCCUUCUGAACAUACAGCUCCAAUUCUGACCUCACCUCACCCCGUAGAAUAUAAUGACGAUUCGACAAUGGGACAGAACAGUAUAGCAUUAUCUGUGUCUAACCAGAUGCCGGAGCCUUUGCCCAAUGGACGCUUGAUGCACCAACACAACCCUGACUCAGGUGACUUGGACAAAAUGGCAGAGGUUUACAGCCAAGAGGCUUUGUUCAAACCUGUGGACUAUGUGGAAAGUAGUUUCUCCAGGCCAGGUACGAUACGGAAAUCUCCACACACAAAGUCCAUGGAGGUACUGGAGAACCAGAAACACUUUGAGGAUCCUCUUCCAUUGUCUGUACCAUCAUCGUCUGGUCAAGAGCAGGCCUCGUGCAUGGAAACCACCUUCGACUACUACAAUGUAUCAGAUGACGACUCUGAGGACACCAGCCAUAAGAACAAAGUGGAGGAGAAAGUUCUGGAAGGUGGUGGGACGAUGAAGUGGCUCCUGGAGCGGGAGAAGGAGCGAGACCUCCAGCGCAAAUUUGAAAAGAACCUCACCUUUCUCAGUCCCAAAGAGGGUGAAAGCAGCAACAGCCAGAAGUCGGCCCACUCCACACGUCUGGACAGCAUGGACUCCAGCAGUGUGACUGUGGACAGUGGAUUUAAUUCCCCACGCACUCGCGAGAGCCUUGCUUCCAACACAUCAAGCAACGUGGACAAUAACCGGCGGCAGAACAUGGCUCUGAGUCCCAGGCACAUGGGCGGCAAGAGACCCCCGCCUCCAUACCACGUACCUGCUUUCCAGCCGGUUCCAGAGCCACCCGCCGCUCGUCCAGAGAAACAAGCCUCAAUUACCAGCGUGUAA